UAAUGCAUUAUUGAAUUACAUUAAAAUGUUUUGUCCGCACAAGAAUUCCUAUUUGCAACUUGUUUGCGCGAUGAACCCGCGGGUUAUAAAUAAAGCGGUUGACAUGGCCAUGCAACACAAACAUUUCGAUCCUCACACAGAAAUCCCGCCCGCCCAAAGACUAGAGUCGAUGCAGCCGUCUCUGUACGCACCGCACGUUGACAUAACACGCGCCCGCUUGGGGUUCGGACGUGUCGGCCUCAGGCUCAUUAACAGAGAUCUACACUCGUCAGACUAUCUUGUUCAGUUGCAGGCCAUACACAGUAUAUUGGACCAGGUUCAAAUAUCAGAGAAUGCGAUGUUCCUAAUCAAUUUACAAGUAGUUUACCGUCUAAUAGAUUUGAUGCAAAGCAAGAACCCAGUAAUACGAGAAAAGAUAUGUCUUAUCCUCACUUCCCUUGCCAACUUCUACCAAGGGCGGAAGCAGAUCAUGACGCGACCGAAAAUAUUCGAAAACCUCAUGUGGUUAAUUAUGAGAGAUCGGUCAGAAAUAAGAUACGCUGCGGCGUAUACCCUGAAGACUCUAACGAGGGACAGAUGUUCAAGUGCAAUCAUCACUGAAACAGAUAAUAUAAUAGAAAAUUUACUUAAAAUGGUAAAAAAUGAGCACGUAGGAAUUGCGAUAUUGCAUCUCAAGACUCUGGAGAAUCUAAUAGAUUGGAACCAAGUUCCAGCUUUGAAGGCAAACGCUUUUCAAAUCAUGUUGAAACUUUUAGAGAAUACCGAUCCGAGAAUUAUCAGCGGAGCAAUGGAUUGCUUGACACAAAUCUGCAAACAUGAUAUCGGUAAAAAAUUAGCAGAUAUUUACGACUUGACUAACUUUUUACGACCUUACCUGGGGUCAACAUCUAUUGAAGUCCGCAUUAGCGCUGCGGGUUUAUUGGGCUACACUACGCUGACGACGCGGUCCAAGUGGCGGGCCAAAGAGUUUUGUGGCGACUUAACUAAGCGUCUGAUGUUGUUGUGCAUUUGCUCUAACAAGCCGGCUCUGCAAUUGAGAUGUAUGCAUGUUUUGAUAAACCUUUGCGAGUGUCCCGAUAUCAGACACCAUAUGAAAGAUAAUUGGGAGAGGAAAGUUCAAGCGAUCAAAAUAAGGAGUCACGAAGAGUGGGACGGCACGAGCGAGACGACGAGCUACGGAUUAGAAACGGGGCAUAAUUACAGGACGAUGAGCAUCGAAGGCGUCGAGACUAUCAAGAACGAUUUCGGCGACAACGCCGAGGUCGUAAACGUUCACAGUUACCUGCGACGAUUACAUGAAAUGAAAACGAACUUACUGAACGCAAUCAAAUGGAAAUCUUAUAAAAAUUGACAACUUUUAAUUAUAUAUGGUCAAUAAAAUCACACGAUCAAAUUG
Vanessa atalanta (red admiral) is the source of this 1396-nucleotide messenger RNA. RefSeq lists its product as uncharacterized. The transcript is spliced from 3 exons. Lineage: Eukaryota; Metazoa; Arthropoda; Insecta; Lepidoptera; Nymphalidae. The record is from RefSeq and is a predicted model, not a curated record. Bases 26 to 1351 code for a protein of 441 amino acids.